UGGCCGACCAAUGUUAAUGCUUCGGGGAAAGGUCAUUUUUUGCCACUUCGCUAGUGACCAGUAAGGCCUAGUUGUACAAAAUAACGUCCCGAAACCUCUGCAGAAAUACUCAGGCUAUCUGGAAAUUAUACCAUUUCAACGCAAACAAGAUCGCCGACAGUGAUUCAAACAAAGGCAUUUUGCUAUGCAAUAACGUUGAGAGGACAGCUUUCUCCACCUACGCCGUUUGUUACUAAGGAGAUCACGUGGUCUCUAGCUUCAUACAGAAAGUGUUGUUAAGAGCCGUUUGGUACAAAGAAUUAAACAAUUUUGGGAAGAAAAUGUUUUACUACUUCUGGACCCACAUUGUGUACCAUCUUAUUAAAUGGUUCCAUCCAGAUAACAGGAAGAUAAUACGGAUUCUGGUGUGGAUCACAACGGCACUUCUUCUUGUACCCCAGUUCUAUGCCUUCGCUAAGCCAGAGUCAACCAGAUACUGUGAUCAGCCACUUUAUGAAAUGUUGGUUGUGUCUAUAGUGCUUACCUUUGUAAUGUGUGGUUUUACAUUUCUGUUGACCUUAAUGGACCCUGUCCCAAGAGAAGUAAAAAUAGCCUUCCAUGUGUUUGGUGGCGUCUGCUUUGUCACAGGCCUGGUACACAGUGCUAUGGUCUUCUCUGCAUUAGAGUGUAAUAUAUUUGCAGAAGUGUUGUAUGACUGGUCACUAGCUGUAGCUGUCCUCAUAAUGAUAUGCACUGUGUACUUUGUUAUCCUCAUACCUUGUUGGAUUUUGGAUAUGAUUUGUAGCGAUUGGAUUCUAAAUCGCAAAGAGAAAACAGGGAUCUGCUAUGAACCAGAGAAAUGUUGUCCAUGUCUUUGGCAUGUAUAGGGGGCUAGGUCAUAGGACUACAACGUGGGAAAAUGAUGCUGUGUUUCUCGCUUCAGUGGAAUACCAUACAACUACAGUUGGCUUUGUUACAA
Liolophura sinensis is the source of this 958-nucleotide messenger RNA. RefSeq lists its product as uncharacterized. NCBI's taxonomy places the organism in Eukaryota, Metazoa, Mollusca, Polyplacophora, Chitonida, Chitonidae. The coding region runs from base 321 to 866 and encodes 181 amino acids. The transcript has 5 exons. The record is from RefSeq and is a predicted model, not a curated record.